This is a messenger RNA of Sphenostylis stenocarpa, 654 nucleotides long. The record is from the annotation of a GenBank genome assembly. NCBI's taxonomy places the organism in Eukaryota, Viridiplantae, Streptophyta, Magnoliopsida, Fabales, Fabaceae.
AUGGAAGGUUGGAGUGGAGUUCUGAGAGUCCCACUUCACCCUGACAGCAGGACAUUCCAUAGGGUUGGUGCAUCACUCUACCUUUCUCCAGAAUCCAAAACAAUAUUUGAAGGGACUAGUAACCCCGUGAUUGAAAGGCUAUCAAAUUUACAGAAACUGUCUGAAAUUGUUGUGUCCAAAUUUGGUUCUUCCAUCAAUACUAGGCAUCAGCGAUAUUCAUUGUGUGAUGAUUUUGGUCUGAACACUGUUGGGGCCUACCUAACUAACAAUGAUGUGUUUGAGAGACUCAUGCAAGAAGCUCCUCAACUUGUUUUAUCCUUCAUGGAACACCAAGACAAUGGAGUGACAAGCGACUUACAUUAUCCUGAUAAUUGUGACAUUUUUCGGUGGACUAGAAGCACUAACUUGCGUCUGGAGAAAUCUAUGGAUUUCAUAAAGCCGCAGGCUAGGCUCACCCUACCAUUUGGGGUUGUGGAGGAAGUAGCCUGCCGUUCCAAUCAAGCUAACGUGUUCCAAUCACAAACCCAGCCUAGGAAGGCACAGUGCUGUUCCAUCAAAUUAGGGCUCCCACUUGGGUCACAAGCUGAAGUGACUCAACUCAGCAAUCCACCACCAUUAUGCUCCAAGAAUGCGGAGUUACAGCUCCUCUCCUGA